CUACAGGUUUGCUUUUUGGUUGGAACCAUGCCUUGGGGGACAUGAAGGUAAAAGUCAUUUUUGGACUGCCAUGUGCGCUUGACAUAUGUCGAAAUGUAUUUAACUUCAUCAAAAUCCCAGCAUCAUUCAAAACUCAUAAGAUCACCUUCACAUUGCUAUGGCCUCAGGAGGGAUAGACAACCAGUCACAAGUCUCACUAGAAUACCAGUUCGUCCUCUUCGCCAAAUUUGGGGAUACUAAUGCAGACGGCAAGACCAUUACCUUAACCCAAAUCGACAAGUGGUUCAAACAAGCUGGUGUUUUCGAUAAGAAGCUCACCACAACUGAUACAGCCAUAUCUUUCGGAAAACUCAAAUCGAAGACUAUUACGUUCAAGGAUUUCUGCAACUUCAUUGAAGAUUUGGCCAGUCAGAAGAAGAUUCCCUCCGACGAAAUCAAAGACAAACUGAUCCACUGUGGACAGCCUGGGAUGAACAAGCAAACGCAAGCUGUGAAAUCGGGAGCCGUGGAUAGGCUGACGGAUACUUCGAAGUACACGGGGAGCCAUAAGGAGAGAUUUGAUGAAAGCGGAAAGGGUAAAGGUGUGGCUGGUAGGGAGGACGUUGCCGAGGACACCGGAUAUGUCGGUGGGUAUAAAGGGCAAGGGACGUAUGACAAAAAAUGAUAAUGAACACUAAAGCGAAGCAAUAUUCCGGCGCAAAUUUCUGUGAUAUUGAUACGAUGUUCACUGCCCAAUCGAAUGAAUAUAUCUCCCUAGAAAAUGUAGAAAAAAUAAAUAUGGUAUAAAUACA
This is a messenger RNA of Acanthoscelides obtectus, 791 nucleotides long. The record is from the annotation of a GenBank genome assembly. Lineage: Eukaryota; Metazoa; Arthropoda; Insecta; Coleoptera; Chrysomelidae.